GACCUCGGGACGUGGUCAGUCGCAGGCCACUAGCUCUGCCCUUCGCUACAUGCCGAUUUUGGACUCGAGCUCAACCUCGAGCUCCCGUCUUCAACACUUGCUCCUCACAUCUGCGUCACCCAUUGGCUUCUUGGCCCAAUCCCGAGAUUGAAGGCAAAACAUCACAUCGAGAAGCCAAUCAAUGGUCGCAAGCAUACCAGUAGAAUCUUGCGGUGCGGCGACAUAAUUCCACUUAGUCAACCUGCGAAUUCACGGACGCUCUCGACCAAGCGACCGACUUGCACCAUGGCGACCCCGACUCAGAUGAAGCAUGCGGCCUCGCAGCAGGGAAGGACCCCUUCGCAGCUUACCGCAGCGACUCCUCCGGUAUCCACGCCAUUUUCGGCGUCGCAAGCCCACGCGGCCUUUUCGCCUAGAGGGCCUAGGUCGUCGCCUCAGCAGUUUAAGAAAUCGCCUGCGACUUCGACCACCUUGAUGGGCCACCCGGCGAAUGGCGCCCUUAACUUCGACAGUCCUUCUGCAGCGGCUGCCAUGGGCGCGCUUGGCAUCAGUGGCGGACUGGACAUUGGUCUGGAUCACGUCGGCGUCGGGGGAUUUGGCGGCCUGGGGGCACUAGGCAGCGAGGACGAUAAGAUCAAGAGGCUAGAUGCGGUUAUUGAAAUUCUCGGAAAGGCUAAAGGACGAGUCAGCGAAGCCGGACUCGAGCGACUCACGCUUCGAACAGGUCUUACUAGCAUGUGGGACGAGCAUAGGUCGCCCGACGGCAGGAAAACGAGGAUGUUGGUCAUCGCCGGUCAAGCUCUGACGAUCGAUAUCGAGCUGAACAACAACAUCGUGGAAAACGUCUCGCUGGGGUUUCCGGAAUCGGGCCCCAUCGUCACAAGACACAAGGAUCGCGCGGGGAACAUCCUCCUUAAGGAUUUGCAGCUUCGCCCCGACCAGAGCCCGUUAACCAAGACUUUGGAAAAGUUCUCUGCGAACUUGGAGCGCCUGGCAAACCUCGACAAGCUCAGCGUCAUUCCCGGACUCGACUGCCAGGAGGCUCUGGCCGGCAUCUUCGAGAGUCUUGAGAGACUCCACAAGUGGGAGCUGUCGAAGCUGCGAGAAGACCCUGCCAUGGGCGGCAAGCCAGACCGGUUUCUCGAAACAACCAUCAUGUGCACCAAGAGCGGACGGCCCAUGAUGCACACGAGAGACAUGGUGGGACUCAGCAUCGAGUAUUGGACUGAGAGACGCCAUGUCAUUCCUAAAACUACAGAGACAAUGCGCUACUGCGAGACUAGGGAGAAGGUUUGGUUGAUUCUCAUAGGCUGCAAGGCCUUGGAUGGAAACAUGUUUCCUCCAGUCCGGGUGUCAGAGAACUGGAUUUCCCAGAAGGUGGAAAAGGCCGAACCUGGGCCCGAGGAUAUCCUCGUUGCUGCUUCUGGACCGGCUCUCGACUGGCUAGAGCCGGAGCCCACCACGCUACCCCAAACUGACGAUAAUAAGGAUCCAGGCAUUGACGUGGUGCAGCCGGAUGGCACAACGCACAAAUAUCCAAACGUCAAGUUCGUAGCAACCCUUACCCCCUCAGUGAUCGUGCCACAGUCGGUGUGGAACACGCUGCACACCCUUACAGGAGCACAGGCCCAGCCCAUGCCUUUGCCUACCUACACGUUCGACAGCAUUUCCUUCCCGAUACCCGAGGGCAGCAACCAUGACGCAAGCGAGCUCCGGGUUAUCUCCUGCAAGAGGAAGGUUCAGGUUCAGGUCCCUGGUGACGGCAACACCGUAUCGUCGCGGAAGCACAAGAACACGCUGCUUAUCUACAAGCCUGUGUAUGGCCAGACGGUAACGGAACUCUCCUUCUCCCAUCCACGGCAACUGGUGGCAAUGCUUCCUAUUCUCCGUCAGUACGCUUUUAUAUCAACUCUACUUGAGAGAAGUUUCGGCUCCAACAUUGCUGGCGAGAUCGUACCGGACGUCAACGAUUCCAUCAUCAUCAACGAUACCAUAACGACGCAAGUCGAGUACGACAGGUUCAUGUCUCGGACAUACGAUACCAAUGAGCAAGAGCUUACACUUGACGUGGUGCUGACCGUUCACCCGUCGGCCGGCCUCCAUGUCGUCUUCCCUUUCCGAAACGCCACAGCCAACAUCGACCUGCAGAUUCAACAAAAUGGACUGGUACACGUCGUUUCACAGAACGUUAUUCCUGUCAACGGCGAAGAUGUGGCAGAAACAGACAAGGGCAAACACAAACAGCUUACCCCGCAAGACCUGGGAAGGUUGCUGGAAGUGAUGGAAGACCUUUGCUCUUGGGCAGAAUGGAUUCGAAAGAAUCUAUCGUAGCUCUCGGAUGCUGGCAGACGCUAAGACAAACCCCAUACGGCAUGACCUUUGGGUAUUAUUUUGACUUUCCUUUUGUUUGUUCUGUACAAUUGAUACCCAGAGGGAGGACCUUUUCUUGCUCAUCAGACAGGGCCAUCAGCUCCUAAAUGGGUUGGAGGGGGGGGGGUGUUUUUUUCUUGAAUCAGAGAAAAGGAAGGUUCAGGAUCCCCAAGUGUACAAAUCUUGGAAGAGAGCUGGGGGGUUUUGGGCAAUGUAACUUUGCCUGCAUGCUCAUGGCGUUGGGUUAUUGGGAGGAAGAGAAGCAGCGGCGGCCUGGUCUGUAUUUUGGUAACUGGCUGGCUGGCCGAUGACGUUAGGAGCUAUUCACUGGCAGUUAACCCAAACAAAGGGAAUGCAGAGCCGCUUGGUGAGCAGACAGAAAGGAACAUUCAUCCAUUGGCUCCUGCCGGUCCACAGCCCGCAAAGAAAGAAAGACAGUAAUAAAGUUAAUUAUGAUGACGC
Messenger RNA from Colletotrichum destructivum, 2832 nucleotides. RefSeq names its product Putative mediator complex, subunit Med1. The coding region runs from base 286 to 2331 and encodes 681 amino acids. Gene Ontology annotation, cellular component: mediator complex. Lineage: Eukaryota; Fungi; Ascomycota; Sordariomycetes; Glomerellales; Glomerellaceae. The transcript is spliced from 2 exons. Gene Ontology annotation, biological process: regulation of transcription by RNA polymerase II. Gene Ontology annotation, molecular function: transcription coregulator activity. The record is from RefSeq and is a predicted model, not a curated record.